Molecule: messenger RNA, 3092 nt
Organism: Phalacrocorax carbo (great cormorant)
Lineage: Eukaryota; Metazoa; Chordata; Aves; Suliformes; Phalacrocoracidae
Source: RefSeq, a predicted model, not a curated record
CAGGGGGGCCGCCUUCGGCACCCUCCAUCCCCGGCGCGGGCGGGGGGCCGGCCCCUUCCCGCGGGGGCAGGCGGCGGCGCCCCUGCCGUGUGACAGCCGGGGGGGGACGCUGCUGCCUCGGCGAGCCCGGCUGCGGCGGCGGCGGCGGCGGCGGCGGCGGCGGCUGCAGCCAUGUGUUUCCCCGCCUGCCCGUGACACAAUAACACGGGAAGCGGAGCAAGGGGGGGGGAUCCGAGCCUGCCGAGGGGAAAAGUGACCUGCCCCGCUCAGGUGAGCCGAGGCGGCGGGGGGAGGCUGCCGCUGUCCCCCGCCUCCCCCACAAGCCCCGCAGCCGCCGGGGCCGGGCGGAGGCGCCCCUCGGAGGUGCCGGCGGGAGCAGCGCGGCCGGGGGGGCGGCGGGCCCCCGGCCCCCCUCAGCCGGCGGUGCUGUGCCCGCAGGCCGGCGGCGAUGGAGGAGGGCAUGAGCAGCAUGCAGCAGAAGGCGGCGGAGCUGGAGCACAUGGCCGAGGUCCUGCUAACCGGCGAGCAGCUCCGGCUCCGACUGCAUGAAGAAAAGGUCAUUAAAGAUCGGCGGCACCACCUCAAGACAUACCCGAACUGCUUCGUUGCCAAAGAGCUGAUCGACUGGCUGAUUGACCAUAAAGAGGCCUCCGACCGAGAGACAGCAAUUAAACUGGUGCAGAAAUUGUUGGAUCACAGCAUUAUCCACCAUGUCUGCGAUGAGCAUAAGGAAUUCAAGGAUGUCAAACUGUUCUACCGCUUCAGAAAAGACGACGGGACAUUUCCGCUGGACAAUGAGGUGAAGGUCUUCAUGAGAGGACAAAGACUAUAUGAGAAGCUGAUGAGUUCUGAAAAUACUCUUCUGCAAGCCAGGGAAGAGGAAGGAGUCAAGUACGAACGGACCUUCGUGGCAUCGGAGUUCAUUGACUGGCUGAUCCAGGAAGGAGAGGCCAUGACACGGACUGAAGCAGAGCAGCUUGGCCGCAGACUUUUGGAGCAUGGGAUUAUACAGCACGUGUCCAACAAGCACCAUUUUAUGGACAGCAACUUGCUCUACCAGUGUAGAAUGAAUUUCCGCCGGCGGCGGCGAUUAAUGGAGCUUCUCGCUGAGAAAUCUCGCUUGAUGCCAGAAAGCCAUGACAGCCCAUUUUGCCUGCGCAAGCAGAACCAUGACAACAGAAAACACACCAGUUUUCUCUCAGUGAGUCCCACCAAGGAGAUAAAGAUCGUGUCAGCAGUACGGAGGAGCAGCAUGAGUAGCUGUGGCAGCAGCGGGUAUUUCAGCAGUAGCCCAACGCUCAGCAGCAGUCCCCCCGUCCUCUGCAACCCCAAAUCUGUAUUAAAGAGGCAUGUGACUGCUGAUGAGCUCUUGAUGCCUGGAGCCCCAUACGUAAGAAAAACUUUUACGAUUGUCGGUGAUGCGGUGGGCUGGGGCUUUGUGGUGCGGGGGAGCAAGCCCUGCCACAUCCAGGCUGUGGACCCCAGCGGGCCAGCAGCUGCAGCUGGGAUGAAGGUUUGCCAAUUUGUCGUCUCUGUCAACGGCCUCAAUGUCCUCCACGUGGACUACAGGACAGUGAGCAACCUCAUCCUGACAGGCCCUCGAACGAUUGUGAUGGAAGUGAUGGAAGAAAUAGAGUCCUGAGAAGGAAAAAAACCUCUUGCUGGACAUUUUUGUGAGAGAAAUAGCGACGACCGUGGAGCGGCAUGACACAAGGAGGCAGGACAUUGCUGUGUGUCUAAAUAGAUAUGGUUUUGCUUUUAGGGGAGGGGGGAGUCUCUUUCAUUUAACAAUAAUAGCACUGGUGAUUAUGCUAAGAAGUGAACAAUUGAUACCAGCAUAUUCUCACUAGGGACUUUUCUUUGCCUGAUGGAGACAUGGUUAAGGCCUUUAGGUUGUCUGUCGAGCCAUGUCUACAUCGGUUAGAAUGGCUUCCCACCUAAAAGGCCGUGCAGACUUCCUCACAGGCUGCCGCUGGAUCAAAGCGCUUCAGGAGAUGAAAGAACCAAAUACUGUGGGGUCAGGAUGUCACAGAUGGUUUGCAUGACAUAUUUAUGUUGGUAAACAUCCUCCUGGUGUCCAGCUUUGUCCCAGGAGCAUGUGCUGCUGCAGUUGCUCUCUCCUUGGGCCGAGGGACAGCUGACUAAAUGCUGGCUUGAUUGCAAUCAAACACAAAUGAACUGCAAAUGCAUGAAAAAAAUUGUGUUAAUUCUCUGUAGGAAAUACUCUGGUAUGAAUGUUUGGGUUUGACCAAUUGGGUCGAACGUUUCAGUUUGAUCAAAUGGGUCAAAUGUUUGGUUUUGACAGAUUUUUCUAGAAUGAAAAAUGUAAGACCAUGAAAAUGGAAAAGCAUGCAGUCCUUUUGCAAAAUCUGGCCUUUGAAAAUUUGUUUAUAUUCCUACACACUGGUUUAGGUGCUCAAAUAUAAAGCCUUGAUAUUUUUUGUUCCUUUUAUGUAAAGGAAAGGUGUCUCCGUCUUGUCAUUUAUCACUUUGCAAAAUUUUAGACACCUUUAUUCCUAGAAGAAGAUAAUUUGGUAGGUUGAAGUGGGAAAAUCACAGUCUUAGCAUUAGCAGUGGUACAUCUAGAUGCUCCAGCAGAGAGCUUCAAUUGAACUUCAAAUUGAAGCAAUGUACUUGAAUGUACAUUAAGCUUGUCAGCACUUUCCAAUCAUCAAAUGUUUUGCAAACUACAGACUUGCCACGAGUUGCAUUUGACACUAUUACUAAUAAAACAUUGUAUUUAACUGACUCUUUGUCAAACAGUAGGAUUUCUUCACUGAUGAAUUCAUGAAACAAAUCUUUCCUAAAAAUGUAUAUACAAAUGCCCUAUUCUGCUGAGUUAGGUGACUCCUCAGCUCGAUGGUAGUUGGAUUGCACGGGUUUUCUUUGAUAUUUGAACUGAAUACAUACAUCUUUGUCCACAAAAUUAUAAAUAUAUAUUGCAGACUUUCUCUGCUGUCUAAAAUUUUCAAUUAAAGCUUGACUUUCUAUAUAAGCAUACCACAAAUCCUUCAAUUAUGGGGUGGGGAAAGUAUUUUUUCCUCAAAUAAUUUUGGAAUAUAUUUUAUAUUAAAAAUUGUUCUCACUAAAUA